Messenger RNA from Solanum dulcamara, 1576 nucleotides. Its product is annotated as transcription factor MYB64-like. The coding region runs from base 454 to 1434 and encodes 326 amino acids. Gene Ontology annotation, cellular component: nucleus. Gene Ontology annotation, molecular function: DNA-binding transcription factor activity, RNA polymerase II-specific; RNA polymerase II cis-regulatory region sequence-specific DNA binding. The transcript has 8 exons. The record is from RefSeq and is a predicted model, not a curated record. Gene Ontology annotation, biological process: regulation of DNA-templated transcription. Lineage: Eukaryota; Viridiplantae; Streptophyta; Magnoliopsida; Solanales; Solanaceae.
AAAGAUCCAAGAAUUUUCAAAAAAAUUGUUUUACUGAAUGAGGCCACAAAUAGUAUUAUUUGGGGACUCCAUUACUGAACAAUCCUUCAGAUUAGGUGGUUGGGGUGCUGCUCUGGGUGAUACUUAUGCUCGCAAGGUUGAUAUAUUGAAUCGUGGCUAUGAUGGAUACAACACCAGAUGGGCAUUGUUCUUGCUACACCACCUAUUUCCAUUGGAUGCUCCAACACCUCCUGUUGUUGCCACUAUAUUUUUUGGAGUCAGUGGUGCUGCUCUUUUGGGAAGAACCAGUGAAAGACAACAUGUCCCACUUGAGGAAUAUAAGGAAAACCUUAGAAAAAUGAUCAACAUUUCAAGAAAUGCUCCCCGUCAGUGCUAGUGUUGCUGAUAACUCCACGAUCAGUUGAUGAAGCAGGACAGUUUGAAUAUGCAAGGUCCUAAUAUGGAGACAAAGCAAUGGAAUUGCCAGAAAGGACAAAUGAAGUGGCCGGAGAGUAUGCAAAACAUUGUGUUGAAUUGGCAGAGGAGCUAGGUCUCCCUUCCGUCAAUUUAUGGUUUAAAAUGCAGGAAACAGAGGGUUGGCAAAGAAAAUUCCUCAGUUCAUGUGUCACUGGUGAUCAUCAUAACAACUUAUCUUCAUCUAUGAAGAAAAGGUCAGGUGGUAGAGCGAGGCCAAAGAAGUCUAAAUCGUCCAAAGGACAAUGGACAGUUGAAGAAGACAGGCUUUUGAUCCAUUUGGUAGAGAAAUUUGGAAUUAGAAAAUGGUCUCAAAUUGCUCAAAUGCUCAAAGGGAGAAUAGGCAAGCAAUGUAGGGAGAGGUGGCACAACCAUCUCAGACCUGAUAUAAAAAAGGAUUUUUGGACGGAGGAGGAAGAUAGGAUCUUAAUCCAAGCUCAUGGUGAAGUUGGAAAUAAAUGGGCAGAAAUUGCAAAGACACUUCCUGGAAGAACUGAGAAUUCAAUUAAGAAUCAUUGGAAUGCAACAAAAAGAAGGCAAUUUUCAAGAAGAAAAUGUCGUACCAAAUGGCCUAGGCCUAGUUCUCUACUCCAAAAUUAUAUCAAAGGUUUGAAUUUAGAAAAAGGAAGCACCAAAAAGAGCAAUGACACAAAUUCUAAUGGUCGCGUGGAUUUGAGGCAUGUGGAGUUGUCUUAUCCAGGAAGCUUAGGUUACACAGGUCCAGUUUUUGAAAACAGAAAUGAAAAUUUGAUCAACAAGAAUAAGCGCCACACUAAUAUUGCAAAAGUGAAGGUAUCACCUAAGCCAGAAUCCAUUGAAUUUUGUCAAGGAAAUAAUAUUGGUGAUUUUGAUUUGAGUGAAGUCCCAGAAUUUGCAUUGGAUGAUAAUUUCUUCAUGGAAGAAAUUAAUCCUCAUGUUGGUUCGUCCAUUAUGGAUAACAAUUAUGAUAAAUGCAUGGGAAUGGAGAUUAUGCCUUAUUAAAAAGUGCCAACAUUGAUGCAAGGUGAAGUCAACAAGGAGAUUGAUUUGAUGGAGAUGAUUUCUAGAGUUAAUAAUUAAUCCAUAGAUAUUUUUAUGUUUUAGAACAAUACCUGAUGUAGUGAAUUGAUUUAUAUUAAGUAUG